UCAUUUCUUCCUUCAACGAUGGUGGCCCUUGUCCAACGACCCGCUCCAGACUUCAAGGCUACUGCAGUGGUAGACAGCCUAUUCGAAGAAGUCUCUCUUUCCGACUUCCGGGGCAAAUGGGUCGUUCUACUCUUUUACCCAAUGGACUUCACAUUCGUCUGCCCAACAGAAAUCCUGGCAUUCAACGACGCUAUACCCGCACUGAAAGAAAUCAACACUGUGGUACUUGGGAUAUCGACCGAUUCACAGUACUCUCAUCUAGCUUGGGCCUCCCAACCGCGCAAACAGGGUGGAAUUGGUCCUGACCUCAAACUUCCUCUCGUUGCCGACAGGAACAUGAAAAUUUCGCGUGAUUAUGGCGUUUUGCUUGAGGAUGAGGGUAUCGCGCUCCGUGGACUCUUUCUCAUCGACCCUAAGGGAAUUCUGCGCCAAAUCACCGUCAACGACCUUCCGGUUGGUCGUUCCGUCGACGAAACCAUUCGUCUGAUCAAGGCAUUCCAAUUCACUGACCAAUAUGGCGAAGUGUGCCCUGCGAACUGGAAAGAAGGUGAUAAAACAAUCAAGGCGGACCCGAAGGCUUCCUUGGAGUAUUUCAGCUCGACUGCUACCAAUGGUACCAAUGGACACUCCAACGGCACUGUCCCUGCAAAGCGCGCCAGGGUCGAGUAG
Molecule: messenger RNA, 669 nt
Organism: Mycena indigotica
Lineage: Eukaryota; Fungi; Basidiomycota; Agaricomycetes; Agaricales; Mycenaceae
Product: 2-cysteine peroxiredoxin
Exons: 9
Coding region: 19-669 (216 amino acids)
Biological process (GO): cell redox homeostasis; cellular response to stress; hydrogen peroxide catabolic process
Cellular component (GO): cytosol
Molecular function (GO): thioredoxin peroxidase activity
Source: RefSeq, a predicted model, not a curated record